AUGGCGCUGCCCGUCGUCGCGAAGCGCGACGUCGCCGCGUCCUGGCUCGCGGAGCUGGACUGCAUCGGCGGCACGCUCAAGAAGCUCGGCGGCUCCGGCGCCAGCGAGGCGCAAAAGGGGACGGCGAAGCGGCGGAGCGUCUUCUCGCGCGCGCCGCAGUGGAAGAGCCGGCUCUUCUGGGUCGAGAUCGCGGCGCCCGCGGCGGGCGAGAACUACGUACUCCAAUACGGCGACGCCAAGCGCAAGCCCAAGGGCGCCUUCGCCCUCGAGGGCGCGACCGUCGACGCGGUCGCGGACACGGACGGCGACUUCCGGCUCCACGCGCGCGUGGGCCGCGCGUGGGUCACGGUGACCCUGCGCGCCCCGACGGGCCGGGAGCGCGGCGUCUGGAUGCGCACGCUGGCCCACGUCGCCGACGUCGCGACGCGGCGCGGCGCGGCCGAGGGGUCGACGCGCGCGGCGGAGCGCGAGAGCGCGGCGACGCCGCCGCGCGCGCGGGCGCCGAGCGACCGGUCCCCGUCGCCGCGGCCCUCGGCGAGCCCGCGGCGGUCGAGCUUCUCCGAGAGCGUGCGGAAGAGCCUGGUCGGUUUGAACAAGGAAGAGGAAGCCGCGAAGCUCUUCCGCGAAUCGCUGGAAGAGGUCUUCCGCGCGAUCCAGACCGACGGCCAGCUCGCCUGCGCGGAGCUCGCCGCCGUCCACUUCGACAAGGCCCUGCUCGAGCGGCUCGACGGCGACGGCGACGGGUUUUUGAGCGUGGACGAGUUCGUCCACUUCUUCGGCGACGCCGUCGAGGGCGAACGCGACGAGAAGAAGACGGCCAAGUUAUUGCGCGAGGGCAUCGAGCUCGUGGGCCGCGUCCUCGCCUGGCGCCAGAAGCAGAAGGACCGGCUCCACGCCGCGGCGCUGCGGGCGCAUAACGCGGCGCUGGCGAAGCACGCGGCGGAGCUCGCGGCCGCGAAGAAGGAGAGCCGCGCGGCGAAGCGCGAGUCGCGCGCGCUCAAGGCGCGGCUCAGCGCCGCGCCCGGCGAAGUGUUGGAGGCCGACGACGACGAGCCGUCGGCGUCCGAGUCCGACGAGGCGGCGCCGCCCCCGACGCGCGCGGCGCCGCCGCUCCGCGAAGAGCCGCCGCCGCUCCGCGAGGCCGCGCCGGUCGCGCGCGCCAGCGCCGUCGCGCAGCGCAGGAGCGUCUUCGCGCGCAUCGAGGAGGACUCGUCGGACGAGGCCGAGCCGCCGCCGCCGGCGGACACGGACUCGUACUCCGACGAGGCGGAGCCGCCGCCGGUCCUCGCGCGGCCCGCCGCGGCGCCGGGGAAGCCCGUCGCGGCGCGCGGCGUCACCCGGUCGCCGGGGAAGCACAAGCGGACGCGGGCCCACUUCGCGCCGUCGGCGUCGGAGGCGAACGUGCUCGUCGCGCCCAUCGAGGCGCCGCGGCCGCCGCCGCCGGCGGCCGAGGCGGUCGAGGAGGAGGCGGCCGCGGUCGACGACGACGGAGGCGAGGCCUACGACGAGCGAGGGGAGGCCUACGAUGAGGAGGAGGCCGCCACGGCGCCGCCGCUCGCCGCGGCGCCGCCCCUCGAGGACGACGCCGCCGAGGAGGCGCCGGAGCCGGCGGCGGCCGCGCGCGCGCGCGCGGCGCCGACGCGCGCCCGCGCGUCGACGGCGGCGGCCCCGCCCGCCGCGGCGCCGCCGCCCUGGGAGCUCGCGGAGCCCCGGCGGGCGCGCGCGGCGACGGCGGCGGCGCCGGAGUCGCCCGCGCUCGCGCGCGCGUCGCAGCUGCUCUCGCGGUCGCGGCUCGGGAUCCUCGCGCCGGGCCCGCCGCCGGCGGCCGUCGCCGCGGGCUGCCCGCGCUGCGCGUCGCUGCGGACGCACGUCGUCACCGCGGCGGCGCCGGCCGACGCGCCGGCGCUCCUCUGCCUCGACUGCGGGAACCGCUGGGUCGCCGGCGAGUCGCGGCGGCCGCGGACGAGCGCGCCGCGCGUCCCGGCGCCCGCGACGCCCAAGACCGCGGAGCGGCGGCGGCGCGAGCGGAAGCUGGCGACGAUCCAGGACGACGUCGAGGACGCGGCCUGGGCCCGGGACCCGCUCUCCUACGCGCCGAGGGCGCCCGACGCGUCGACGUUCUACGGCGCCCCACCCGCGGCGCGGAAGCGCGCGUCGACGAAACCGCCGGCGCGCGCGUCGACGAAACCGCCGAAGCGCGCGGCGCCGGCGGUCCGCGCGCCCCCGGGCGCGGCGGCGCACGCCGCGCGCGAGCGCCAGCGCGCCGACGGCGCCUACGGCCUCCGCGCGCGCGCGCGCUACGUCGCGGACCUCGAGCUCGAGGCGCGCGACGUCAUCGACCGGCUCCGCGCGGCCGUCGCCGCGGAGGACGCCGCGACGCUACCGGACCUCCUCGCGCUCGUCCGCCGGCUCCACCGGCGCGCGACGGCGAACCGCGAGGAGGCCGUCCGCCGGCCUGGCGUCGCCGCGCGGACGCGCUGGAUCUGCGCGGGCGUCGAGCAGCAGUGCGCGCUCGAGGAGCGGCGCCUCGCGGCGGCGCUGCCCGCGCCGGCGGUCGCGGCGGCGGGCGACGAGGAGAACGUCCCCGCGGCCCACGCGCCGAAGACGCCGCGGCUGGGAUGUGGGGGAAGGGACGCGCCCUGGUCGCUGCUGUAA
Aureococcus anophagefferens is the source of this 2655-nucleotide messenger RNA. RefSeq lists its product as hypothetical. Bases 1 to 2655 code for a protein of 884 amino acids. Lineage: Eukaryota; Pelagophyceae; Pelagomonadales; Pelagomonadaceae. The transcript has a single exon. Gene Ontology annotation, molecular function: calcium ion binding. The record is from RefSeq and is a predicted model, not a curated record.